AUGGAUGUAUCUGGAGGCCAGCAACAGUAUGGAGGAUCUAAGAAGAGGGUGAAGAUCCACCCCAACGCCGUCACAGUGAAAUACGCCACCCACUUCCCCCAGCCUGGAGACGAGGGUUACGACGAUGCUCCCUCCUUUGAGGACUUUGGUUCGUUUGCAGAGGCCAGCCCUGCUAAGAGACUGGUGACAGACGGUAGUAGGAGGACCCCCAGGCCGUUAGGGGGAGCGGUGGAGCCCCAGAGCAGGGACAAGGGGGUGGGGGGGCAGCUGGCUAGCUUCGGGGAGGCCAACGUCCUGGCGUCCCGGGUCACCUGGAUGGCGUUGUUCGGGGCAGCAGUGGCUCACGGCUGCGUUGCUCUGAUCACACGGCUGGCAGCAGACCGCUCCAAAGUGCCGUCCCUGGAGCUGAUUUUCAUCCGGUCUGUGAUCCAGGUCCUGUCCAUCGUGGUGGUGUUCUAUAACCAGGAGGCCCCCUUCGGCCCCAAGGGGUACCGCCUCCGCCUCUUCUUCUAUGGUGUCUGCAACGUCAUCUCCAUCACCUGCGCCUACACCGCCUUCGCCAUCGUGCCGCCCAGCAACGGCACCAUCAUGUGGCGCGCCACCACCACGGUGUUCAGCGGCGUGAUGGCCUUCCUGUUGUUAGACGAGCGGCUGGGCUACACAGACGUGGUGACGGUGGUGGGCAGCGUGUUCGGCCUGUGUCUCGUCAUGAUCCCCAACGUGGCCGACGAGGAGAAGUCCCGCCUCACCUUCUGGAAGGAGGCGUUCGGCUACACCAUGACCGUGACGGCUGGCCUCACCGGAGCUCUGUCCAUGAUCGUCUACCGGGCCAUCAAGGAGCGCGUCAGCAUGUGGACAGCCCUGUUCACAUUCGGCUGGACGGGCACGGUGUGGGGCGCCUCCACCAUGUUCGUUAUGCAGGAGCCGAUCAUCCCCCUGGAUGGGGAGACGUGGGGCUACCUCGUGGGGAUCUGUAUCUGUUCCACCGUGGCUUUCCUGGGGGUCUACUACGCCCUCAACAAGUUCCACCCCGCCCUGGUGAGCACCGUGCAGCACCUGGAGAUAGUGGUGGCCAUGUUGCUUCAGCUCAUGGUGCUGCGCACGGUCCCCUCCAUCUACGACGUCAUCGGGGGGCUGGUCAUCAUAGCCAGCGUGUUCACUCUAACGGUAGUGAAGCUGUACAGGGUCAGCCGGGCUAUACGGUAGGACUACCAGGAGAUACUGGACUCACCCAUCAAAUAGAGCCCGGACUCAGAGUAGGAGUUCUGAUU
Coregonus clupeaformis (lake whitefish) is the source of this 1271-nucleotide messenger RNA. RefSeq names its product solute carrier family 35 member G2-like. Lineage: Eukaryota; Metazoa; Chordata; Actinopteri; Salmoniformes; Salmonidae. The record is from RefSeq and is a predicted model, not a curated record. Bases 1 to 1206 code for a protein of 401 amino acids. Gene Ontology annotation, cellular component: membrane. The transcript has a single exon.